AUGUUCGAACCUGGAACUAUAGUGCUCGCAAAGGUGAAGGGAUACCCGGCAUGGCCGUCGAUGGUGAUUCCCUUUGAGUCGCUACCAGACCAAAUCAAAGCCGUAAGGCCAAAGUCUGCGCAGACCGUCAAGCGCCGCGGCUCCAAGCUGUUCUCGGGUCCAAAGAAACGUAAGACCCCGCAGCAGGAAGCCUCAUUGGUUUGCGUGAGGUUUCUGGCGGAUGACAACUACAUCUGGUGUCUGUCUUCUGAUUUAUCCCCUCUGAGCGCUUCCCAGAUCGACGCGUUUCUUGCCAAGCGCGGAACAACGAAGCGCGCAAGCGCGAUCGUGGAUGCGUACAGACUGGCGUUGGACCCGCCCGAUCUAGACCGUUAUGUACAAUAUGGAUCACUUGGCCAGCCUGAGCCUGAACCUAUUCCGGAGCCAGAGCCGGAGAUUGAAGAGGCGUUCGUCCCCAACGAAGAGGACGGCGAAGAAGAGGACUAUGUCGAAUCUGGGUCUGAAUCGCUGCCUGAAUCUACAGACUCUGGAUCUGAGUCUGAGUUUGAAACGGACACUUCAAGACCAGCUCCGGUGGCUCAUGAUAUUGUUUCGUCCCUCAACAAGACCCGACCAGUUCUGGUAGACUCGAGGCUGAAACUGCAGGAGUUGCUUGAGACUUAUGAUCCAGUGCCAAAGUCGGCUCAAUCAAAAUAUGACAAGAUUUUGUCCCAGCUGGCUACAACUGAUGCACCGGUUAGUUUGGUGCGGUCUACGAACUUGCACCGUGUUUUGGUGGGAAUUUUGAAAAAGCCUUGUUUUGCAAGCAACAGUUUCCGCAAGGGCGCGGAUUUGUUGGUCCGCGACUGGUUCGGGAUCACCGUUGAAAUUGACGAGGCUUGGAACGAGACGGUGGAGGAGGAAGAGGUGGAGGUUACUGAGACUGAGAAGUCAGAGUCCGACACAAAAAUAGAGACCGAUACGGUGGUUCCAGCAACUGCCUAA
Molecule: messenger RNA, 984 nt
Organism: Kuraishia capsulata CBS 1993
Lineage: Eukaryota; Fungi; Ascomycota; Pichiomycetes; Pichiales; Pichiaceae
Exons: 1
Coding region: 1-984 (327 amino acids)
Source: RefSeq, a predicted model, not a curated record